Messenger RNA from Mya arenaria, 10383 nucleotides. Its product is annotated as A-kinase anchor protein 10, mitochondrial-like. The coding region runs from base 114 to 2189 and encodes 691 amino acids. The transcript has 14 exons. Gene Ontology annotation, cellular component: plasma membrane. Gene Ontology annotation, biological process: intracellular protein localization. NCBI's taxonomy places the organism in Eukaryota, Metazoa, Mollusca, Bivalvia, Myida, Myidae. The record is from RefSeq and is a predicted model, not a curated record.
UUGGAAGAGUAAGAUGAAAUACGAAAAUGUAUCUGGAAAUGCAGACACGCGUAGUGGCAAACUGAUGUUAAAUUAAUAGCACGGCGAAUUUAUCUCAUUUAUGAAUAACGGCAAUGUCUUUCUUCCGUCGCAAAUCAGAAAAGAAGAAUGAUAAAACCAAGUCAACCUCAGCUUCUGAAACGAAGAAAGCACAAGCACAUAUGUUCAAUGAAACAACAGGAUUUGACAAUGAAGCUGGAUCUGCCAAUAGAAACUUGCUCUUACUACAGGAUGAAUUUCAUCCUGGAGACCUAGGUGUGAGUCUGAAUCCGGAAGGUGAAUACAGGAAGGAGUCUAAGUUAUGGAGAGGCUUGGAUGCCACAAUACAUGACCAUGAAGCAGUGCCUUACCUUAUACAAUACCUGGAGUCAUGCAAGGCCUCCCAACUCAUCCGGUUCUGGCUAGAUGCUGAGAGCUUUCAAGCAUCCACUUGGACCCGGAUCAGAACUCACUCUCUUCAGUUUGUAAGCAAGAGCUCUUUGAUUAAGGACAGACAGGUUUCACCAAGUCCUUCAUUGACAAGAUCUAUAAAUAAAGAUAUUACAAGUCCAGGUUCUGUUGACAGUUUAGAAACUGGAUGCCAGAAUAAAGCAUUUACGUCAAAGGAAUCAGAUUCCAAUAGUUCAAAUCCUGUCCGGAAAGUGAUUGUUGAAAAUGGCAGUGUCAAGGAACAAUGUGCUUCUAGUAAAGGUGUAAACCUGCAUACUAGCAGUGUUGAAAGUGGAGAUACAAGUGGUGCUAUAACUGUCCUGAAUUCUAAUGACUGUGACUGUCGUGAUAGAGAGAAGUGUAAACCAGGGACAUGCAGGAAAAAUCUGGAUCUUCCAUUACAAAACUGUGAUAAUAGUGCAAGCAAUGAAACCGUCAGUGCAAUAUCUUAUAGGGACCUUGCAACUCCAAGUCCACCAACAGAAGGACAGCCCACCGUUCAUUCUAAAACAGACCAAACCACCUCUAGUUUGGCCGAAAAACUGAAGAAAAGUGUUGAGCAGGAUGCUGUACGAAUAUUCACCAAGUACCUGGCGCAGGAGGCCACACAUCCCAUCGGUAUCAACGAUGAUCUCAGAAACAACACUAUCAGUAAGAUAUGCAGGGAAGAUGGACAGGUGGAUCCAGAGUGUUUUGCCGAGUGUCAGAAAUUUGCCAUACAUAAAAUUGAAGAGAAGUACUUUGCUGACUACAAGGAGAGUGUGUAUCACUGCAAGUAUCAGGUUGACGUUCUCACAGGAGGGAAACUGCACAUCAACGAUGUCAUCUACAACGAGCAGGCACUCUUCUACUUUAUGGAGUACCUGGAGCAGGAGGGGCUAUGUGACUUAUUGCAGUUUCUCAUUGCCAUGGAUAACUAUCAUGAUCUCCUCAGUCAUAGCGACUCAUACAGUGGGGACGUCGCACAGAAUGAUGCCAUGGUCAUAUAUGACAAGUACUUCUCCCUGCAGGCAUCAGUGCCACUUGGGUUUCCGGAUGCUGUAAGGUUUGAGGUAGAGGGGAAUAUCUGUCGAGAGGAAGGGCCGCUACCAGACUGCUUUGCCAGGCCAAGGCAUAUUGUCCUUCACACGCUAGAGAAGCGUCACUUCCAGCAGUACCUGACAAGUGACAUCUACUACAAGUACCUGUCAGAGCUGGUGUCUGCUGUCCAGACAGCCCAGGAUUUCCCGCUUGGUCAGACGAGGAAACGUAGAGGCAGCGAGAGUUCAUCUGAGCACAGUGUUGGAGGUCAGUCUGUGACGAGUGAGAAAAGUAUGAGCUCGCGAAACACACUUCUAGCCUCUGGCACGAGUCGCCCCAUGCAGCUGAGUCGUCUUGAGGAGAACAUGAGGAAUAUGGACCUGGACGACACCCUCCUCAACCCUGACCGCCUCUGGGAGAGGAAACAUGCAGGUGGUAUGAGCCUGGGCCAGAUAGAUAUCCUUGGUCAGUUUGUGUCCAGGUUUGACCCAGACCCAGAAUCCCAGGGCACCAGCAAGAAUAAGCCCAGUGGUGGAGCCCGCUUCUUCAAGAGCAAGAAGGAUAAAGAAAAGGAGAAGGAAGAGAUGGCGAGAAAGGUGGCGGAGAUGAUCUUGAAAGAUGUCGCUUCCGUCAACCAGGCGAUAGGUGCAAUAAAAAACCCUGCAAUACACACCAACACUGAGAUGAUGAAGAAAUCCUGACACUCACUCUUGUGAUAAAGCAUUCCUGUGAUAGAAGUGGUGCAACAUGAUGAGAGUUUAUCUGCCAGACCUUUAAGAGGAGUUAUCUAUAUUUGAUACAGCUACCAUUGACAUUCACACUCACAACAGUAGACCUAAUGCUACAUUUGUAAGCAUUGACCAAGACAUGGUGUGGCCUUGGGUGUAUGUACUUCACUAAAUCUGUAUAUAUUGAACAAUCAAGGGUUCUAUUCACCGCAUUAUGAGACAUGUUGAGACUCAUAGCCUUUAUUCCUACUGACAUUAUCUUGUAAUACAGUGCUAUCUCAUGUGUCUUGCAUUCUAAGGUUGUAUUUUUGUAUUGAUAAGAAAGUGCCAAUUAUACAUUAACGUACUGCUCAGUUUUAAGAAUGAUGUUAAUAUAAUGGCCUCUGCUCUAAUAGAAUGUGGUAACUUGAUAAAUCUGUUCAACAGGCAAAAUCAUUGAUUUCUAUGUACAUGUAAUAUAUGUUAAAACUUUAGUGGUGAAUAAGAUGAAAUGGUACUAAAGUUCUCUAAAUGAGAGUUGGUGCAAUGUAGAAGGUUUAACAUAUUUGAGGUGUUAUAUGUUCAGAGUGUAUGUACAAUUGGCCUUAAUUGAUUUCAUUGUUCUUUACUUUUAAGUUUAAAGUGUUUCUAUUUUUGACUAUAAAUUUUCAUCUUAGAGGGCAUUUUCUUUUGCAUCUUUGUAUACAUGUAUUUUAAAUCAGAUGCAAUGUUUUGUUGCGAAAUGACAUUGAAGACACUAAGUAUUUCUGUCAUGACAACCAAAAUUCGUCAGAAUGGCAAAAAUUGAUUUGUAAGUACUAUAAUGGCAGUUCAAUUUCAAGCCUGAUUCUCGUUUCUCUAAUGUUAACCUUCCAAUAUUUCUGUUUUAUUUUAUGAAAGGUAGUAGUCAACACUAUUAGUUUUAGCGACUUUAUUUGAAAAGCUCAGGAAUCUCUUGGAUAGCAAAUUUCUUGUUAUUUGAAAAGCUUGCAUAAAUCUCAUGGACUUUUUUAUCCAGUCUACUUUAAAUAUGACAUGUGGGUUAAUACUUACUUCAGAAAAUAAAGACUAAAUUGCUCUACUAAAUAAGGUCCAUCAAAUGUCAAUCCUUUUAAGUAAUAUCAAAAGUAUGCAAAAUUGCAAUAAAAAAUAUAUUUUGGAAGAUCCAAAUAUUGAAAAUUGCUCUGUUAUUAAGCUAUCCUGUUUAUUCCUUCCUGUCUGUGCAUUUAAACCCAUCCUCUGCUAGUAACAUCUUGUUACUGUUAUUGUAUAUUGCGUGUUAAUGGGAAAUGUUAAUGUCCUUGCCACUAUGAAUUUGCUGUCUUAUUUUGUUGGGCAAAUGGGAUCAAAUAUCAAGUUCUUUUAAAUGUCACUGUGUCUGUUGACACUCUUCUUGUCUUUAUUUCUUUGUUUUCACAGUUAUUCAUGUCUUUCACAGACAGCAAAGUGAAGUUUCAACUUAUCUUUAUACUUGUAAGAUUGCAACAUGUUCCAAAAUAUUGCAAAAUAAUAUUUGAACAUUAAGUGUAGCAACAAAACAUGCUAACUUACUGUAAACAGUAAAAUACAGGAGUGAUCAAGCUGAUUAAGACAUGUUCUUUUUAAAAUGUUGCUUGUUGGUAAGGUUGUUUUUUGUUUUUUUUACUUUUUACUAUUUCCCAGAUCAAACAACCUGCCAAAUUAUGGAAAUAUGCAUCUCACUUAUACAAUGUGAGGAGGCUGGCCUAUUCUAGUUCUAGACACUGACCAAUAUUGGCCAUUGACAAAGGAUAUGUAGCAUGAUAGGGAAACUAUCUCUGAACCCUCUCUGCUGAUGCAUAGUUUGAAUAGUCUACUGCUGCAGACAUCUUUCAAAUCAAUCAUGUUGUUGACAGACAAGCUCAGAGCCUUUCAUUAGAUUUGAAAUACGAUGUUUCUUGCAAUGAAAGAAAAGAAUAUUUUUUUUGCUCUCCAUUAUUUUUCAAACUCAAGCGUGAUAUCUCGUGUCUUGAAAUGUCUGAUGUCGUUUGUCCCACAAUGCAAUAAAAAGCAUCUUCCUUCUCAAUUGAUUGAUCGACAAGAUCUCUAAGUACUAGUUUUGAUUGGGUGUUUCUUUCCUUUCUUUUUUUCUUCAUUUCUCUUGUUCUUAAGGUAAGCAUGAUUAGAAGAAAUUCACAAUUUCUGGUGCAAAAUGUAUAGUAUUGAUAGUGGUAUAAAAACAAUUCUAUUUUGGAUGUCAUUAAAAGUUAAUAGCAGGAUGUUUAAUCUGGAAAUUACAGACAAGAUUACAUGGGUACUCCUGUCUGCUGAGGUUGCUUCUUCGGAUCUCUCAAAAUGUGUACUUGCAAAAUAAAACAUACAGUACUUUCAGUUUCAAAGGCAGGCAUGUUGAUUGCAAUUGAUUUGGCAUUGAUAUUAUUUUGAUGCAUUUUCAACUUGUCUGAUUUUCUAAGAAAAAAGGUUGGGCUCUUGAGUUGCCUGUGUGUUCUUGGUCUCAUAGUGCAAAAGCAUUAAUUGUGGUCAUAAUUCAAAAAUUGUUUCAUGAUAUUCAUAUAAAAUGAAAACAUGUUGCCAGAGACCAUAUGCUCAUGUUUGACAGAGAAAAACAGUUGUGUGUUAAUGUUGCUUUGUCACCUCUUGUUUUAGUUUAUCAUCUUUUACUGGUUGUAAACACUGAAUAGCAAGCAUAUCAUCUUAAUGAAAAUGUGAAAUUGCUCAGUUGGCGAGGUGUCAAAAAAAAAACAAAAAAAAACAGAACAAAUUACAUGUCCAUCACUGGUCAAACUUCUGGUUACAUGCAAGGCUGUACCAUUUGUCAUCCAUCCUUACCGACUACAGAAAGGUUGUUGGUCGAAAGUCUUUGACAUAUGUUUUUGUGGUGCAUACGAAACAUCGCAUCAACAAUUUUCAUAUUCUUUACCAUCACUUGCAUUAUUUGGUGGAUGUUGAGGAAUAUAAUUGAAUGGAUUUAAAAUAUAUUCAUGGGAAAUAAUCUGCCUUUUUUGUCAGACUUGCAAGAAAUGGCUGAGAAUGGCACUCCUAUUGUAUAGAAAUCACCAAAAAUCAACAUGAUUUGUAUAUCAGUUGUGGAAAUGUCUAUUUUCACAAAAUCCUUGGAGAUGAUUGGUUGUAGAAGUUAACAACUAAAUUAGUAAUAGCAUGAGUUAAUAAUCACUUACUAAGUGCUAUAAAUAUGAUCCUUUGAGGUAUUGGGACUGUUGUUGAAUCCUUGCUGUCCGUUUUGGAAGUUGUAAACACUCAAUGGCAAGCCUAUGACUUCAAAAUGUGUCUUUUUUUAUGGAAACGUUUUGGAUCACCUGAUUAUUCAGGGUGGGUUGUCUGUCAUCAACAAUUUGGCCUUUUGACAUUCUAGAAUGGACAAUUUUGGACCAAUGCUUCUGAAAAUUGGUUAGAAAGAUUGUCUUGAACAUUCUCGAAUACUGGUCAUUUCAAACAUAAGUCCCUAAUUUGUCCCUGCCACAGCUCAUUAUUUUUAUUUUGUUUAAUUAACUUAACAAACAACAUUUCCAUAACAUGAAGCCGUAGCCUCAUUGGCAGGUGCAUGAUGGGAACAAACAUACUUACGAAAAUGAAGUUGACGCUAAAUUAUUGUAAUAUAUUCUAUAUCUUGUUGAACAUGACCUACUCCCAGCUGGCUGAAUUUUUCCGCCACAGAAACUUAGUUUCCCAAAAAAUUAGAUAGCUGGUUCCCAUGAAUUAAAUGUUUUUGACUCUAUUUCAUGUAUUUCAAAAUGACAUCGCGUAAAGAAUCUAAAUAAAGCACCAUAAACCUUCUUAUGUAGUGUUUAUAACAAUAAUAAUAACAAAGAUUUCCAAUGUCCAAGCAGCAUGAUUAAUUCAUGUUUUUGCCCACAAUUUACCUGGGAAGGCUGGCCACCUACUGGCUCUCUAUUCUGAGAACAGCGCCACCAGAGGUCAGUGUUUUUUUUUCAAGAUGCUGGGAUAAUGACCUGUUGAAGACAACUGCUGUACUCCAUAAGCCAAUCUAUUUGGGCCAUUUCUGCCUCACCUUUUGCCUGCCUUGUAUUGUACAAUUCUUCUGUGUGUAGGUGCUCCAGUUUGGGAAAAACAGAUUGAAUUGGAUUUGUGAAUUUUACACAUCCACAUGGAGUGUCAUAACACUAGCAAUCUAACAUCUUGUAUUCUCUAUCGAUAACCACGAUCAGACAGGAACGAUUGUUCAAUUUCUCCACAUUUCUUGCGAGAUAUGUGUUGAACAGGUUUUUGCCCUCGCUUGUGGUCACUAUAUAAGUUUUUGGCAAAUUUCUUUAUUGUCAAAAUUUCUUCUGCUGUUUUCAGGUGUGUUAUUGUGAAUAACUUUUUCAGGGUAGCGGCUUUCACAUCAUCUGGUGUAAAGUGAUACUUUUCUUCACAGAUCACAAGUUGCCGCAAAUGUGGAAAUUAAAUCUUUGUUUUCAUGAUCACUCCAUUUUCGACAUAUCUUAGGUACUGGGAUCCUGAUGUUGACUGGGUUUUAAACUUGACUCCUGCAUAUUCAAUUGUUGCCACAGAGACAGAAUAAAUAACAUCUGAUGGAAUUGUCUUUUUGACAAAUACACCAACUUUUGAUCUUCAAGGAUGUCAUCGGUAUUUGGUGCUUUGAAAUCUCUUGUCACAGUCUCAACUAGCAUUUGAAUCAGGGCAUUGUUUAUCUUUGGUAAACAUGUUUUGUUUUUGUUUUUCUAAUAAGGCCCACAUUUAAAAUGUUCAUAUAGGAGACUUGUGGUGAAUGCUGCACACGAAGAAGCCCCAUUUAAAUAGGAAAAUGGUAGACUUGAAUUGACAGCAGUUAACAUCAGAGUAUAUCCAUCCUUUCCACCAAGCCUUUCAGCAAAACUUAUUGCACCUACUUCAGUACAUUACUGCAUCAUAUCGUAGUUCAUGGCAAAUGUUCCAUUAUUUUUUCGUCCUUCGACCAUGAAUUGUUGUAACUCUUCCCAUUUACAACCUAUAAUUUCGGCAUUAAGCAUUUUCAGUUCUGUUUCUUCUCGACUUGACAUCAACAGUGACUGUAGAAAUUUGAAGAAAAUUGCCAUAUGAAGCGUGACAGCCAGUCUUCAUAUGUACCUGGUGACCAUUUCUAUAUGUUCAGCAGAUAUGAGCUUCUUCCACUCAUGAAACUAUUCAUCUCUUAUUGAUGGAUGUGCAAAAUUCAAGCAUAUUUGUUCGGACUGCAAAGUAUUGUUAUUUUCGACUUACUCAGAUGAAGAACAGGGAACUCGAAAAAGGCAAAAAAAUGUGAUAUCUUGGAUUGUUGUCUUGGAGUCUAAGAAGAAUUGCUGCGAUUUUGUGAUAUGGUGCAAAUAUGAUCAAUCUUAUGUGUAUCAACAUAACAGUUUUCUGUCUUCAUCAGGACAUCAUCCAGAUUUUCCUUCAGAUUCUUUAUGUCGUGAUCCCUUCCCAAUGCUGGUGGUGGGUAUUUGGUGAUAAGGGGUGGAGGUUUGAACUGUUGGAAACCCAGACUGUUCAAUAUCAUACAGUAAUCAUCAUCUUUAUCUAUUGUCAGUUCUAAGUGGGUUGUAUGUCUCCCUGAAUCAUUUCCAUCCCAGUUUUCAGGAAUCUCAGAUAUAUCAUCCAUCAAUCAUAUUGGCAAUAAAUGAAUCUUUGAGUAUUGUGCUUUCCAAAUCAGAAUCCACUUAAAUUUUGUGAAUAGACACAUGGUAAUUCUAAUUAACACCUGUUUGACUUACUUCCGGCUUUUCGGAGUGUAAACAUUCACCUGUGUAAUAAAGUCAGUGCUUAUACUAAACAGUGAAAAGUUAUAUCCAAAAAAUGAUUUUUUGCAAGUGCUAUGAACUAAAGUCAUGUUUUUAACCUGUAUCCUUCAGAUGAAAAAGCAGAAGUCUAUUACUUCUUAACAGGCUAAAUUAAAUAGUGUCCGUCUUAGUUUGGCUAUGUCUUGCACAUCUAAUUUCUGCUUUUUAGUGUAAGGUGUCAAGUUUUUCUUCAAAAUCUUCCUUUCAUCUUCUUUAUCCUUGUCAAUUCUUUUCUUUGAAAAAUGUCCCUUUUUUCUAGCUACGUGAAUCAUUGUUAACUCAAAAACUAAAAUAAAUAAAUUAAUAUAUAACUGAAGGCUGUGGCAUGGACUUGAAUUAUUAUUUCAAAUCAGAGUUUAUUUUAUCCCAUAGAGGUGGAGACAUGUUCUGCUGCAGAUUGAACUGGUCGUCAUAUGUACGCCAUGCAUAGCCUCCUUGGCGUGCAGAACUUGAUGGUAUUCAUGUACCCUAACAGUUUCCAUGCUUUGUUGAGGGUCUUGCACAGAAAGAUGCCCAUGAAUACCACAAAGGCAUGUGCCCAUUUCUCUAUGUCACUUUGUCCAUGCAUGACCUGGCUUUAGACUCUAGGACCCCUUGCUCAUUCAACCGUAUAACAUCGCUCUCAUUGCACAUAGCUGUGAGCUCAAUUGAACCUUUUAACAGUACGGCAAGAUUAAUUUAUUCAGUAUUCCAUAUCAUGUUACAUAUCUGGACAGAUAUAUGAGCAGAAAGUCCAUCCCCACCACACCUUAAUAGUUCUGGCAGAGUAACAAAUGGCUCACAUGUAUGAGCCCGUAACGCUUUCCCAAAAUCAAUAAAGGGACCAAUAUUAUCACCUUCGGCUUCUGUUUCCACCUCUUCCACAUCCGGGACCAAACGCACUACCUCCACCACCUCACAUUCCUGGUUUGGCACUUUGCCCUUGUCUGCGUAUCCUUUGAAGCGGGCUCAGGGUUAGUUUUAACUUGUUCACCCUUUACCUAUGCCUGGCAUUCCGAUAAGCUUGUGUGAAUAGUCUGAGACAUGUAUAACAUGUAGCAGAUAGCAGUUGGUUGAUUAAAUUCAAUUUUUCAAAAAAUUCAAAUACAAAUUAAAACAUUUUUUGGCUAGAGUAUGAAAACAGAAAUAAGUUUUUGAUAAUCAGGUGAAUAUUCAGGACUUUAAGGCACUGUUGUUACUUAAAUUGUUUGUAUCAUUUUGCAUUUCAAGUCAGAGCUGCAAUAGUGCUAGCUAUUGUGAUAACCUUGCGUAUAGGUACAUAGUGAAUGCUUGGUACUAGCGUGCCUGUGUGGUAUGUAGUCAACAUGUAUCCUUGUAUACACACUAUAAGCCUGAUUUUAGCAACAUGUUGAAUGAUAUUUAUUGCAAAGAAACAUUCAUUGUUUAAGGUGUGAAAUUCAGGGCAAUGAAAAAUAAUUAAAAUUCCAUACAAUUUUGUUAGUUUUUUUUAAUAUUUUUUUACGAUUUCCAUUUGUGCAGAAUGAUGUUUGUGAGCUUGAUCCUUGCUGCUGCUGUGGUUCUUUUUGCAUUGAUGUUUUUAGUGCUGUAAAUUUUUAUUUACAUAAAAGAGGCAUUCUGACUUUUUCACCAGCAGUGAGAUUUAUCAGCCUGUAUGAGUAAUGCAUCAUUAAAAUCCAGGUCAUUUUGCCCGUUGACGAUCCCCAAUGGUGCUGAUUAGACUGGUGCAGGCUGAUGUUAGUCAGUCCAGUUCGAAGGUGUGAUCUGAGAGUUAAUGCAUCUGAGAUUUCCUCUACAUGAUUGGGAUUCUGUUCCGAUCAAGAUUCAGCUAUUGCUACAUUAGGAGCGCCAUACAUGUGUCAUCUUCACCUCUGAGGAGCUCUCAGUUUCCCCAUACCCUUCCUCUUACUACCCUUGUUUAUAUAUACAUUCUUCUUUUCCAUGAGUAUUAGCUAUAUGUUUUUAUGUCACCUGUAUGGCAUUGCAGACAAUAAGUGAUUAAGUUGUAUGAAGGCUGCCCUGUCAUCAUCAUUUUGAUGCACAUUUAGCAACAAAACAUUGCCUCUGCCCUUUAUUUAUAUUCUGUUGAACUAUCAACAAAAAAAUCUUAAACAACAAAUUACUAAAAAUAGUAUGUGAUGAAAAAAUGUGUAAAAUGUGAUUUAGAGUUAAACAUUUUACUGACUUCCCAUUUAAAUAUGGUGUUGGUCUAAAAAUUAAAAAAAAACAAAACAUAUUAAUAUGUUUUCAAGUAUUUAUUACUUUUUGGACAGAACAGGCUGAGGUUUGCCCACAAUAAGAAUGAACUGUUUUUGCUAUAUGACCAAUGUUAACUGCUUAUAUUUUGCAUUAUUUUUAUAAGGUGGAAAUGUGUUUUGUAUAGUAUGCUUGUUGAUUAAAGAAUUUGUUGUUAAUUUCAUGUUAAAUAAUAAUCAAAAUAAUGUUAUCAAAUGAGAAUAAAACAUAAAAGACUA